CGGGCUUGUUCAAUUUAUUCAGGGAGGAUAGGGUUUAACGUUACGAUAUUUUGCAAACAAAAUAAUGGAUAAAAUUAGAUCAAAUGACAACAAUUUGGCCUUCCAUUUUUCAUAUAUCUUUCAAACCAUUACUGAUAUUCCUGGUUUGUCUUAUCAUCUUGGUAUUGCCUAAAUGACUGCUUCUACAAAUGUACUUCAUCUUCCUAUUUGCCUUUAGGAAAGGUUCAUAGUUCAGGUCAACCGCAUAGUUCACAUGAGAAAAGAUGUCUGAGCUAGAUGCCGGUGUCCUGCAUGUGGACAUGAAAAUUGACGAUAAAAAUGUAUCUGAAGGAGCGAUGGCACUUUUACAAACUGUGAAACCCAGUUGGAAGAGCGAAGAUGUGAAAAUUAAGGUUUUCACAGAUGGAAUAACCAACAAACUUGUUGGUUUAUACCUUCCAGACAAUCCUAGCGACACAGUGUUGGUCCGCAUUUAUGGACAAAACACAGAGCUGUUUAUAGAUAGAAAAAAGGAACUCCAAAAUAUGGUUUUGCUCCACAGCGCAGGGUGCGCUCCUGAGGUGUACUGCUCCUUCAAUAAUGGGCUGUGCUAUGCAUUUGUUCCUGGUGUUGUUGGAAAUAGAGAUUUGGUCAGGGAUGAGAAAGUCAGAAAGUUAAUAGCCAAGGAGAUGAGUAGAAUUCAUUCCAUCCAAAAUGCAGGCAGCAUCAAUGAUAAAAAAAUAAAAAUCUCACCAGAAGCUAUGGUGUUCAAGAAAAUCAGGUCCUGGUUAGAACUGGUGCCAGAUCAUCUUGACAAUACAGAGCAGGAUGAAAGAUAUCAAAGAGAAAUCAAGAAGAGGCAUGAAUUAGAAGCUGAAUUAUCUGAGCUCCAGGGACCAUUAGAGGCUCUUAACUCACCAGUGGUGUUCUGUCACAAUGACAUUCUCUGUGCUAACCUUGUGUAUGAUGCAAGUCAAGAUAAGGUGGUGUUCAUAGAUUAUGAAUAUGCUGACUACAACUAUCAAGCUUUUGAUAUUGGAGAUCACUUCUGUGAAUUUGCAGGGGUGGAUGAUGUUGACUACUCUUUGUACCCUGACAAGGACUUGCAGCUGAAGUGGCUUAGAACUUAUCUAGAAUGUGAGAAAGAACUGAAAAAUCUACCAGCAAGUGAUGUGACUGACAAGGAUGUAGAGAUAUUAUAUGUUCAAGUGAAUAAAUUUGCUCUUCUCGCCCAUUUCUUCUGGGGAGUUUGGGCUAUCCUUCAAGCAAGAUUCUCAAACAUAGAAUUUGACUUUGUUCAAUAUGCAGCACAGAGGUUUGGAGAAUAUUUCAAUAGAAAGAAUGAAUUCUUAGCUCUGAAACUUCCACAGUAGAAAAAAUGUAUAUCAAGCCUAAAAAAAAAUAUUGGUACAGAUAAUAUCAAUGACAGGUUUCUGUGGAACUCAUAGAGAAAGCAGGUGUACAUGUAGAUAAUUGGAAGUAAAAUUUGCACAAAUUGUAUAAUUGUGAUCAUGGUGUAUUGAUACAAGUAUUUUUUGUAUAGUUUCUUGCACAAAAGCUCCAUGCUCAUCAUAACAUACUGACAUGGAAAUCAUAUCCCUGGCCUCAGUUGUUUAAGACAGAAUACAGGCACUUACAAACGCAACAAUCAAUUUUGCUGGCUAUGUUCUACUAUAUAAAAUACAAUGCUGCCUCCACGUACAUUUUCAGUCUUGGAGCUCAGUCCAGAUGGCUCAUCUCUGUAAAUCAUUUGAAUACAUUUACCUCACCAUAGUACGCCAUUCUAAUGACAUUUCAUUCCACAUAAGUUGUAGUGUGUGCAUGUACUUGCAUGCGUGCAUUGGAGGCAUAUGUGCUUCCUACAGUGAACUGUUGUGAUCAUUUGAGAUUCAUAUUGACUGGAUGUUAAAUAUGCUGGCCUUAUUGCACUGCAUUUAUUGUAACAUUUAUUUAGCUUCUACUUUAAGGGAUAUCUUUACUUUAUACAUUUGGUGUCAAGUCUGUUUUGCACAAUUUACAUAUAUACUGUUGAAUGAUUUGUACAUUUAAUUGUUAUGAUUUUGGAUAAUAUUAUUUUGUAGUGGUUUUAUCAUGUUAUGAAUAUUUUAAAAUCUUGGAUAACAGUAUGUUGAUGUGUAAAUUAAAUCAUAAAAAUGGUAACAAAAUUUGUCCUACUUAAAUCAUAGAACUUCUGAAAGGAUAACAACAUAUUUAGAGUUGUAUAAAUUGGACUUAAAAGGACUGUUUUUGAUACUUCAGUGAAUGACGGAAAACCAUGAUCAUCUUGACAUUUUUUUUU
Messenger RNA from Lingula anatina, 2278 nucleotides. Its product is annotated as ethanolamine kinase 1. The record is from RefSeq and is a predicted model, not a curated record. Gene Ontology annotation, biological process: phosphatidylethanolamine biosynthetic process. Gene Ontology annotation, cellular component: cytoplasm. NCBI's taxonomy places the organism in Eukaryota, Metazoa, Brachiopoda, Lingulata, Lingulida, Lingulidae. Gene Ontology annotation, molecular function: ethanolamine kinase activity.